GCAGCGCGCACGGGGGGUGAUCCGGGUAUUUUGAAAUGAACCGGGUGAGCGCCGCGGCAGCGCUGGCGCCUCGGAGCGGCUGAGGGGGAAAAGUCCUGCGCCGGAGCACCGGGGAGGUGCUGGUUGGCGGAGGGAAGAAGGCGUGGAAGAGAAGUGCACACAUUUAACACACAGAUAAUACAAAAACAGAGCCGCCUGCGUCGUUGAGGGAGGGCGCGGCGGUGACCUGACCGGGAAUGUUGUAGGGAAGCUGCCGGCCGUCACUAUGCAUCUCCAUCAGGUGCUGACCGGAGCUGUCAACCCCGGCGACAACUGCUACUCGGUCGGGGGCAUCGAUGACAUUCCGUUCACGGCGUAUGCUUCAGGAUGUGACAUAGUCAUUCUCGGAAGUGAUUUUGAAUGUGUUCAAAUCAUCCCUGGUGCUAAACAUGGAAAUAUCCAAGUCGGCUGUGUGGAAUGUUCCCUUCAGCAAGGCCGGAUCGCUGCUUCAUAUGGGAACACUGUUUGCAUUUUUGAGCCAGUACCAUUACGACAUCACAAAAGAAAGCUUGUCCUAAACUAUCAAUGGCAGAAAAUGGGGCAGUUUUUCCUUCAGUCCAUGGCAUACAACUUAGCUUGGGAUCCACAAGGUAAUCAAUUAUUGACAGCUACAGAUCAUUUACAGUUAUGGACCCAUCCCUCCGAUGACAUUCUUGAGGAAGAAAGUAGUCUUGCUGAGGAAUGCAAGUUGCAACCAGAUUUAAAUGACUGGAAAUGCAACUGGCAGUGCAAGACUGCUAUUCCAAUAUAUCUGAUGAAGUGGUCGCCUGAUGGAGAAUACUUUGCAACAGCAGGAAAGGAUGACUCCCUUCUCAAAAUAUGGUAUCUGACCCAUGGCUGGAAAUCUGCAUUUCUAGGCGGAGAAAUUCUUGGGGGGAAAAGUGCUUCUACAGCUAUGGACUUUUCCUUUGUAUAUCUGGCACAUCCUCGUGCAGUAACAGGAUUUUCAUGGCGGAAGACUAGUAAAUAUAUGCCAAGGAACUCUGUGUGCAACGUGCUUCUGACUUCAUGUCAGGAUGGUAUCUGCCGGCUGUGGGCUGAAACAUUAUUGCCAGAGGACAGUCUUUUUGGAGGACAAAUGGCAGAGACUCCCAUCAGUACAUCAACCACCAACCUCUCUCAUAGUGGAAGCCAGAAAGACAAAAUCCAGCAUGCUCUGGAGACAAUUCAUCAUUUGAAGCAUCUAAGUGGGCGCCGCAGAUCUUCAGUUCUGAUUGCCCAUAAGGAAGUUUUACCAAGUCAGCUUGGGUCACAUGAAGUCCACAGGCAAAUUUCACACUACGCUAAUGCACUUUGUCACUUCCAUAUUGCAGCAAGCAUUAAUCCAAAUACAGAUAUUCCACCAGCACUAGCUGGAACAGCUUUUAACAUUGAAGAAGGUGGUGGAAAUUUUGUGGUUCAUUGGCUGAACAACAAAGAGCUGCAUUUUACAUCAUCUAUGGAAAUAUUCAUGGAGCAUUUGAGGAAACUCACAGAUCAGCAGAUGGAGAAUGAGGUUGACAUUGCCAGUAUGAACGGAUUGAAAAUGAAAUUAGACACUGAACAAGAAGAGACUUCAGAGAAGGGAUCAGAAUACGACACAGAAGAAGCUGAACAAGAUGAUAGAACCAAAAUAUAUUCAUCAUCCUAUGCUGGAAUUCCACUACCAACCAUUUUGUUAGAUCGAAAAAUUGAAGCACUGCAAACUGAGUGGAACAAGAAUGCUGAUAUGCUGUUUACAAUCCAUCCUAUAGAUGGUUCAUUUUUAGUGUGGCAUGUGAAGUAUUUAGAUGAGUACCAUCCAGGAAUAUUUAGACAAGUCCAGGUUGCAUUUUCAUCUCGGAUUCCUGUUGCUUUUCCUAUUGGUGAUGCAAACUCACUCAGCAGAAAUAUAAUGAUGUAUGCAUGUACUGUUAAGAAUGUAAAGCAUCUCCCCGAUAAUGAUCCAAAAAUCAAUGGAGUGACCCAUUGUGUGAAUGGUUCAAAAAUAAAUAUUGUCACACCAUCUGUUAUGAUGAUUUCGAAACAUAUUGAUGGAUCAUUAAACCAGUGGGCAGUGACUUUUGCUGAAGAAUCUGCCUUUAGCACAGUUCUGAUUGUAUCACAUAAAUUCAGAUAUUGCGGACAUCGUUUUCAUCUCAAUGAUUUGGCUUGUCAUUCAGUGUUGCCCUUGCUGUUGACUUCCUCACAUCACAAUGCUCUCAUGACACCUGAGUCUGAUGUUGAAAAAGAAAUCAUAGAACCUGUGAAAUCCUUAAAAGGGCCAAGAACACAGCAGGUUAAAAAUGCUGCCACACGAACAUUUCAUGACCCUAAUGCCAUCUACAGUGAACUGAUCCUAUGGCGUAUGGACCCAAUUGGACCGCUAUCAUAUUCUGGGGGUGUAUCAGAGUUGGCACGAAUCAAUUCCCUGCACACUUCAGCCUUUUCAAAUGUAGCCUGGCUUCCAGCAUUGAUCCCAAGCUAUUGCCUUGGCACAUACUGCAACUCUGCCAGUGCAUGUUUUGUUGCUUCUGAUGGUCAGAAUCUCAGGCUUUACCAGGCUGUUGUUGAUGCAAGAAAACUUCUGGAUGAAUUGUCUGAUCCAGAAAUAUCGAAACUUGUUGGAGAAGUGUUCAACAUAGUAAGCCAGCAAUCAACAGCUCGUCCAGGUUGCAUUAUUGAACUGGAUGUAAUAACAGCUCAGUGUGGCUCAAACACACAGCUACUUCAUGUAUUUCAGGAAGAUUUUAUCCUGGGAUAUAAGCCACAGGAAGAAAAAAAUAAGGAUCAAGGAGUGUCUUUUACUCAACCCGUACAAGGAUAUCAUGCACCAUCAUUCUCCGAAAAGUUUUACCUUGUGGUAAUAGAACGUGAGAAGAGGCAAUCUAUUCUUCACAUGUGGCAUCUGCAUUUGAAGUCUGUGCAGCCCCGUAUGGCAGAAAUGAGCGCAUCAGAUAAGCUGCUGACUGUAUCAGAUGAAAAGAGCUUUGGCUUAUCACCAAAUUCUCUCCCACGCUCUGCAUCAGUUGCAAAUCUUCAGACUGCUAGCAAAUUGAUACUUAACUCCAAAUUGGUCUAUAGUCAACAAUUAAAUCUACCUGAGGGAGUGGAAGUAAUCCGAGCAACUCCUUCUGCAGGUCACUUGAGUUCAUCUUCCAUUUAUCCAGUCUGCCUUGCACCUUAUCUAAUAGUGACGUCAUGCUCAGAUGGUAAAGUAAGAUUCUGGCGAUGUACUGUGGAUAAAAACUCAAAAUCUGAAGAAGUACGUGCAUAUUGCUGGGAAACUUGGCCUUUGAUGAAUGAAGAAGGAGAACACAAUAACAGUGCAGUGAGUGUAACUGGGCGCCCUGUGGCAGUAAGCUGUUCAUACACUGGCCGUUUGGCUGUGGCUUACAAAGAGUCUCUACAGCCUAAUGGCAUUACUUCAAAAGAAUUUUCAAUGCACGUCUCCAUUUUUGAAUGUGAAUCCACUGGAGGAUCAGAGUGGGUGCUGGAGCAGACAGUUCAUUUGGAUGAUUUAGGCAAGGUUGGAGGUGUCCUGGAUUCAAGAGUCAGUGUUGAUAGCAAUUUAUUUGUGUAUAAUAAAUCAGACCUAUAUCUUAAAGGCAAAAACAUGAUGUCUAGCAUAAAACAUUUGGUGCACUUGGACUGGGUAUCAAAAGAAGAUGGUUCUCAUAUUCUUACAGUUGGAGUGGGUUCCAAAAUUCUAAUGUACGGAAGACUAUCAGGGAUUGUAACUGAACAAGCCACAAGUAAAGAUGGAUUAGCUGUAAUUACUUUGCCACUAGGCGGAAGCAUUAAACAAGGCACAAAGUCAAAAUGGGUAUUGCUGAGAUGUGUGGAUUUGAUAUCUUCUGUAGAUGGAACGCCUUCACUUCCGGUUUCUUUAUCCUGGGUGAGAGAUGGAAUUCUAGUAAUUGGGAUGGACUGUGAAAUGCAUGUGUAUGCACAAUGGAAGCAUUCGACAAAGCCAUUAAGCAAUACUGAAAAUGGAAGCAUAUCAUCUUUUGAUGAAUUAAUUGAUGUUGAUGUAUUUGAGUCUAAAAUGCUUCCAAAGCGGCAGAGUGUGGUUGAUGGAACUACUACUGGAGAUGAUGUGUUUGGAGUCCCAGGAAUGAUUCAAGAUGGUGGAUUGUUUGAAGCUGCUCACAUUCUCUCUCCUACUCUUCCUCAAUAUCACCCCACUCAGCUACUGGAACUUAUGGACUUAGGCAAGGUGCGCAGAGCUAAGGCAAUCCUUUCACAUUUGGUUAAGUGUAUUGCUGGAGAAGUGGCCAUCUUUAGGGACAAAGACCCAGGUGAAGGAGGAGGUCCUCGACGCCACCUUUCUCGAACUAUCAGCAUAAGUGGAAGUACAGGGAAAGACACAGUUAUAGCUGGAAGAGAAGGUACUCGUGAUUAUACAGAAAUAGACUCAAUUCCACCACUACCUCUUUAUGCAUUGCUAUCAGCUGAUCAGGACACAACGUAUAAAAUUGCAGAAGAAACUGCGAAAAUAGACAAAGGCUCACAACCUCAAAGUAAAAAACUGGAGGAUCAGUAUGCUGAUUUGUUCCAGUCCGCAAGCUUAAGCACAGAUGAUUUUGUGGAUUUUGUAAUUGAAAAGAAGGAAUCCAAGUCCAAAGUCAUUAAUUUAUCCCAGUAUGGACCAACAUACUUUGGGCCCGAACACGCUCGUGUGCUUUCCAGUCAUUUGAUGCACUCAAGUUUGCCGGGACUUACACGAUUAGAACAGAUGUUUCUUGUAGCUUUAGCUGACACAGUGGCUACCACAAGCACAGAAGUUAAUGAAAACAGGGACAAGAAUUAUUCUGGUGAAACUUUGGAUGAAUGCGGCUUACGUUAUUUGCUUGCCAUGCGCUUGCAUAUUUGCCUCUUGACGUCACUGCCUCCAGUUUAUAGACUUCAGCUUUUACAUCAAGGCUUGUCUACAUGCCACUUUGCCUGGGCCUUUCAUUCUGAAGCUGAGGAAGAGUUGCUUAAUAUGAUCCCUGCCAUACAGAAAGGGGAUCCUCAGUGGUCUGAUCUGAAAGCCAUGGGAGUGGGCUGGUGGAUUCGAAAUAUUAAUACACUCCGCAAAUGCAUUGAGAAGGUUGCUAAAGCUGCUUUCCAACGAAACAACGAUGCAUUGGAUGCUGCGUUAUUUUAUCUUGCUAUAAAAAAGAAGGCUGUACUCUGGGGUUUAUUCAGAUCUCAGCAGGAUAAGAAGAUGACUGAGUUUUUCAAACACAAUUUUAGUGAAGAUAGAUGGCGUAAAGCAGCUUUAAAGAAUGCAUUUGCUUUGCUGGGUAAACAGCGCUUUGAGCAAGCUGCUGCAUUUUUCCUUUUGGCUGGUUCUUUAAAGGAUACCAUUGAGGUGAUCUUGGAAAAAAUGGAUGAUAUCCAGUUGGCCAUGAUUAUUGCACGAUUGUACGAAUCUGAUUAUGAAACUUCCUCUACUUGUAAAUCUAUCCUCUAUGAGAAGGUUCUUGGCUGUAAGCCAGGUGGGUCUGAGUUUGCACCAAGUAAACUGCACCCAGAUCCAUUCCUGCGGAGUAUUGCAUAUUGGACAAUGAAAGAUUAUUCCAAUGCAUUGGACACGUUGCUAGAACAGCCUACAAAAGGUACCGAAGAACAUCCAGGAAUUCUCAUAAAGUCUUGCAAUCCAGCAGUCUUCAGUUUUUACAACUAUCUCCGUGCACAUCCACUACUAAUGAGAAAACAUUUUGCUCCUCCUGAAGGGUCAUUAGCUACUUUAGGACUUGCAAAGGAGAAAAUCAGUGAAGAUGAAAUUAACCUCAUUGAGAGGAAAUUAUUUUUCACCACAGCAAAUGCUCAUUUUAAAGUUGGUUGCCCAGUCUUGGCUCUUGAGGUACUGUCUAAAAUCCCCAGAGUCAUGAAGAAAUCAAAGCCACCCUUGACGACUGAAAGCUCUAGUACGAGUGACCAAGACAAAAAUGGUGCAGUAGAAAACAAAAGAAGCACUAUAGGUGCAAACUGGCCACAGACUUCAUCAGGCUUGGAAUGGGAAACCAGUAAUUCUGCUGGGAUUGACUGGAGUGCACCAGUAGUGACAUUUUCUGAUGAGCCCCUAAAACUUGAAUGGGAUAAUGACUUAGAAGAUGACUAUGAAGAUGAAGAGGCAGGUGGUUUGAAUAUGAAAGAUGCAGAAAUGGUUAAAGAAACUAACAUUGAGAAAGGAGUACCUCAAGAGAUCCAGUCAGUUCCAAGAGAGGAUUCCACUUCUAAUGACUCUCGAGUUGAUGUAAUAGCAGAACAGCUAAAAUUCAGAGCCUGCUUGAAAAUUCUAAUGACUGAACUUAGGACAUUAGCUACAGGAUAUGAAGUAGAUGGAGGGAAGCUCCGAUUUCAACUCUACAACUGGUUAGAAAAAGAAAUUCAUGCGAUGCAUCAAAUCUGCAAUUAUAAAACUGAAGUGAAAGAUGUGGUUGUUGAAAUAAAUAAAAAGAUCAGUGAUUCAUUUGACCAAGAUGAAGUAACUGAGAGUAUAGAAGCAGCUUCGUAUGAAAGGCAUCAGAUUGAUCGGAGGAGGCUCCAAGCAAAACAAGAACACGCAGAAAGGAGGAAAUGGUGGUUGCGGAGAAAUCAAGCUCUGCUGAGAGUCUUUCUUAGCUACUGCAGCUUGCAUGGAGCUCAGGGUGGUGGCUUAGCUUCAGUCAGAAUGGAACUUGUCUUCCUUUUACAAGAAUCUCAGCAGGAAACCACUGUGAAACAGCUUCAGUCCCCUCUUCCUUUACCUACGACUUUGCCCCUCCUUUCUGCAGCCAUUGCUUCAACGAAAACUGUGAUAGCCAAUCCCAUCAUGCAUUUGAGUAAUCACAUCCAUGAUAUCUUGUACACAGUGGUACAGAUGAAUUGUCCACCUCUUCCAGGACUUAAGGAUGAUACGGUUUUUAUUCUGCACACUUCAGCAGCUUCACUCUCGGCCUGCAUUUACCAAUCUCUUUGCGACAGCCACAGCUACAGUCAAACAGCCACAAACCUGUUUACAGGGAUGGUUUAUCAGGGGCUUCUAUUGGGAGAAAGACGUAGACUACGGACAGAAAGCAUUGAAGAGCAUGUAACUCCUAAUUCUUCACCUUCACAUUGGCCUGGUGUUUCAUCACUGAUUAAUCUUCUCGGAUCUGUUCAGGAAGAUGAUCAACCCAAACUGAAUGUGUUGCUUUGCGAGGCAGUGAUUGGUGUUUACCUGAGUCUUUUGAUUCAUGGUCUUGCUACUCAGGAUAGUAAUGAGCUCUUUCGUUUAGUUGCUCAUCCACUCAAUAAUCGAACCUGGGCUGCAGUAUUUGGAGGAGGUGCAAAAACUAUAAUAAAACCUAAAAAGCGGCCAGAAAUUUCUCCAGGUAUACCAAAUGUUUCAGCUGUAUUGAAUUUGGAGCAAAAUACUGCCUUGAAGACAGAAAUUCUAGAUGUGUCUGUGUCUCCCAGCUGUGAGACUGGAACACGACACACACCAGAACUGGAUGUUCCUCCGGAAGACAUUGAUCGAUAUCGCCGGAGAUUUAACAUGAAGAUGUUAGUUCCUGGUAGACCUGUAAAGGAGACUUCAACACCACCACCUGUACCUGUAGAUCGACCUUCAUACAAAGAAAAAUUCAUUCCACCUGAACUUAGUAUGUGGGAUUAUUUUGUAGCCAAGCCAUUCAUGCCUCCUUCCGAGAGUGGAUUUAUGUAUGAUUCAGAUGAAAGUAUCCCUAGUGACGAUGACGAUGAUGAUGAUGCUUUUAUUUCUGACAUUCAGUUGCAAGAACAUUCUGAUCCUAAUUCAUACAGUUGGGCUCUGAUACGUCUAGGAAUGGUUAAGCUUGCACUGAACAAUGUGAAAAACUUCUUUCCUGUUGCAGGAUUGGAUUUUGCAGACCUUCCAGUAACUUCUCCUUUGGGUAAUGCUGUUAUGAAAACUUUGGAAAACUGGCAGCAGAUACUUCAGGCAAAAAUGGAACAGUUUGAAGGCCCACCUCCAAACUAUAUCAACACGUAUCCUAAUGAUUUCUGUAAUGUUGGUGGACCAGCUAUUCUGCGACACAAAGCAAUGCUUGAACCAGAAAACACUCCAUUCAAGUCAAGGCAUUAUUCCACAUUCCCUGUUAAAAGGCUGUGGUACUUCCUGAUCAAACAAGAAGUUCUGCAAGACACAUUUAUAAGAUUUAUAUUCACAAAGAAAAGAAAGCAAAGUGAGUCAGUAGAAGACCAUGUGGAGCAAGUCAAACAAAACUACGUCAGGGAACAUCGUGGAAGCAACAAGGUUGAAGCAGAUAUGGGAUACCCUGGUGGAAAAUCAAAGAUUAUUCAUAAAGAUUCUGAUGCCAUCAUGGCAUUUGCAAUUAAUAAGGCAAAUUCCAAUGAGAUAGUUCUGGCUUCAACACAUGAUGUGCAAGAACUUGAUAUAUCUGCAAUUCUAGCUGCUCAGCCUUUUACCUGGAUUGGUGAAGAUUCAGACAGAGAUUCAAGAAGUUCUGACGAUCUUGAGCAUCGCUCAGUGGGAAGCAGCAGCCAAACAAGUACAACUCAUUUUACAUCCAGCCAGCUUUCUAGUUCAUCUUCGAUGCCUUGGCUAGGAAGUGGACAAACCAGCACAGGAGCCACCGUGAUCAUAAAGAGAAACUUGAAUAACGUGAAGAGGAUGACUUCUCAUCCAGCUCACCGAUAUUAUCUUACGGGUGCACAAGAUGGAAGUGUCCGAAUGUUUGAAUGGAAUCGGCCACAGCAGGUUAUAUGUUUCCGGCAAGCUGGCAAUGCCAGGGUUACCCGACUUUAUUUUAAUACCCAAGGCAAUAAGUUGGGGGUGGCAGAUGGUGAAGGAUUCCUCAGCCUUUGGCAAGUCAACCAAACUGGAUCUAAUCCCAAACCUUACCUUAGCUGGCAGUGCCACAGUAAAGCUGCUGGUGACUUUGCAUUCGUUACUUCUUCGAGCCUCAUAACCACUGCGGGCCAGUCCAAUGACAGCAGAAAUGUUUGCCUUUGGGAUACACUAAUUUCGCCACAUAACAGCCUUGUGCAUGGCUUUGUCUGCCAUGAAAAUGGUGCCACAGUGCUUCAAUAUGCACCAAAGCAGCAACUUCUUAUCUCUGGGGGCAGGAAGGGCUUUGUCUGCAUUUUUGACUUAAGGCAGAGACAGUUGUUACACACAUUUCAGGCACAUGAUUCUGCUAUUAAGGCACUUGCUUUGGACUCCGCAGAAGAUUAUUUCAUUACAGGAUCAGCAGAGGGGAAUAUGAAGGUAUGGAGGUUAACAAGUCAUGGAUUAAUUCAUUCAUUUACUAAUGAACAUGCCAAACAGUCAAUCUUUCGCAAUAUUGGUGCAGGAAUUGUACAGCUGGAAAUCCGGCCAGACAAUCGUACCUUUUCCUGUGGAGCAGAUGGAACUUUGAAGACGCGAGUUUUGCCAGAUUAUUUAAAUAUCCCAAGUGGAAUAUUUGACAGCUUGUAGUUUACUGGGUUUCUUCUGUUUGGCUACUAUAAAACAUGGGCAACUCCCAUAUAAUGUGGGAAUACACAAGCUGUUAGAGAGUGCUUUGUUUGAAUGGAAAAGAGAUCCUAGUUUCAGCUCUCUGCAGAACAGUUUUAGUAGCACUGGAUCAUGGAAGACUUGAAACAUGUAUGAAGAAAGUAAUUUGAAGAAGUAUAGUGUGGCUUUGUGAUGUAAAGGCUUAAGAAUCCAUAUUAUAAACCCUUGAUACAGACAUGCAUGUACUGUAUUAUUACUUUUAAAAGCAAUGCAGUUGCAGGUUGUUGAUAAUGCACUGUGAACACAAUGCAGAAUCUUUUGGUGUACUGUAAGUGAAUGGACAUUAAAAGUAUGUGCCCAUAGCUAAAAUCCAUCAGCACUGAGGAAAACUAUGUAAUAAUGAAUUGGGAAAUCCCACAUGUGAUGAUGGUGUGAGUUGAUUUCUAGAAUUAAAAUUCUUCAUUUUCUCUUUUGAAAGAAUUUUCAAUGUUAACGCAGUAGCAGAUUAAUGGUCUUAACUACAGGAUGCAAUGCAAAAAUGGGACCCACUGUCAUUUGGAUGUAUAGGUUAAUUUGACAGUUUAGAGAUUUCCUUUUAAUUUAAACACUCAUGUUAAAUGUAUUGAAUGACUCAUUUAAUGCCCUUAUUGCACACUUAAAUCUACUGAGACUGUUGUACUUAUUACAAACUAUUCAUCAUAUUAUUGUGUAGUGUAGUCUAAUAAUGGCAUUAUAUAUCUACUGUAUACUUGAAAAGCAAAGAAACCAGAUGGUAUUUUUGUUCAUUUUAAAUUAGCGUUAUUGUUAGUUUAUACAUUAAAUCUGAACAUUGCACUAUAAUAUAAAUUAUGAAAUGAAAACAUUUGUAUUUAAAAUGGAAGAAUCCUAUAAUGUGUAAAAGAUUGGAUUUCCUUGAAUGAAUGUCUGGCUUAACUGGCCCAACACUUUAUGUAAUAUUCUGAACAUUUAACUUAUUCUGUGAAUUAAGAUAACAUGCAAUCAAGAGCUGUGUAAGGUCUUCUAUUUUGCCUGUAAUAUACUUUUUAAUUUAUUGUAUGUUUGUUUCCUUGUAUGUACAUCUUGCUAAACUUGAUAAGUAAAUCCUGAGGACCAUGAGACAGUAUUUUGACACAUUGUCUUCUCAUAUUUUGUCUGUAUUCUGAAACAAAUUCAUUGCAUUUCUUUGUGGACUGAGCAAGAUAUGGACUUUACAUCUAGCGCUUUGAACUAUACCUAAAAUAGUUGUGUGUCCCAGUCUUUGUAAGUUGAAUAAAUUUUUAAUGUGUGUA
Messenger RNA from Hypanus sabinus (Atlantic stingray), 10737 nucleotides. It is a transcript of the gene dmxl2, whose product is annotated as Dmx-like 2. Gene Ontology annotation, molecular function: protein binding. Gene Ontology annotation, biological process: vacuolar acidification. Lineage: Eukaryota; Metazoa; Chordata; Chondrichthyes; Myliobatiformes; Dasyatidae. The transcript has 45 exons. The record is from RefSeq and is a predicted model, not a curated record. Gene Ontology annotation, cellular component: RAVE complex. The coding region runs from base 266 to 9430 and encodes 3054 amino acids.